GUCCACUGUACGGUGCUUCAGAGUUAUCCACCACUGAUUAUUCAAGUUGGCAAGUGUCAAUUCCCAAAUUUGCAAGUGUUUAAGUUGUCAACAAAAAUCUGUUUUCUUGGUUUUCUCCCUGAUUUUCGGCGUUUCUAACAAAAGCCAUGGCCGAUAUUAAAGUAAUAACGUCGGACUUUGCCAACCUGCAAAUCUCCACCCCGAAAAUGGACAUAUCGUUCGGAGACAAGCGUUUUCCUAAGGACCUAACCAUAUCAGACUUGAAGGCAAAAUUAGAACUAACGACCGGCGGCAGCUGCCAGACAAUGAAAAUCGAACUAUACAAUAAGGAUAACAAACUAGUAGCUUCAUUAGACGAUGACAGCCAAGUUCUGGGUUUCUACCCGGUUGAAGAUGGAAUGAGAUUGCAUGUGGUCGACAAAUUCCUGUUGACCAAUGAGUUCGAUGCAGAAAACGUGCCUAAAUUCGAAUUAUCUGAAGACGAAUAUGCUAAACGAGGCGACACGGUCAAGACAUUUCUAAUGCGGAAUAAAAUGGGAAAGUACAAUGAUGACUAUAUGAAGAAUAAGGAGCAACAGGAGGCACAGGAAAAAGCUUUGGCAGAUAGUAUUAAAGUGGGUUCCAGAUGCAAAGUAACCGUAAGCAAUGUCCCAACCAAACUGGGCACGGUGAUGUAUUCCGGCAAUGUUGAUGGCUUACAAGGCACUUGGAUUGGGAUAAAGUACGAUGAACCAGUAGGCAAACACAAUGGAACGGUAAAGGGCAAGAGCUACUUUCAAUGCCCGGACAAGUACGGCGGCUUAGUAAAACCUCAAUGUGUGGAAGUUGGGGACUUUCCAGAAGAGGACUACUACUUGAAUGAAGAGCUCUAACUUUACACAGCCGAAAUAUUCGAAACUAGUUUUGCUGGCAAGUAAUGUUUUUACCACACCAAACAUUUAUUUGCAGCCAAUUUUUGCAAAAGGCUUAUUUUUACAAAAUAUCUACUCAACAAAGCAAUUGCUGUGUUACAUUAAGGCCGUACAAUAAUUUAAUUUAUUUUAACACUUUGUAACUGCUUUCAAAUUUUUGUGGUUUAUUCUUAACUUAAAUAUAUUACUUAAUUAAAAAACUGACUGAUUGGUAACUAGAAACACUCAGCUUUAGUUAAACUAUUUAAUAAACACUCUCAUUUACCUGUUUUGCAAAA
Messenger RNA from Dendroctonus ponderosae (mountain pine beetle), 1189 nucleotides. It is a transcript of the gene TBCB, whose product is annotated as tubulin-folding cofactor B. Gene Ontology annotation, molecular function: microtubule plus-end binding; alpha-tubulin binding. The record is from RefSeq and is a predicted model, not a curated record. The transcript has 4 exons. NCBI's taxonomy places the organism in Eukaryota, Metazoa, Arthropoda, Insecta, Coleoptera, Curculionidae. Gene Ontology annotation, biological process: tubulin complex assembly; cytoplasmic microtubule organization; post-chaperonin tubulin folding pathway. Gene Ontology annotation, cellular component: nucleus; microtubule plus-end; cytoplasm. The coding region runs from base 147 to 872 and encodes 241 amino acids.